CACGAAGUCGCAGCGCAAUUUCUGCGUGGCAGCAGCAAUGUUUAACAGCACAGACUCACUGCCGAUAGCCCUCAUGCAGAGUUUAGUUCUUACAGUCAGUGACCUCAAAUGGACUUCGGAUGAUACCAUGGAAGCGAUGAUUGGGAGAGGAUUCGGAUAUAUGGUCCUCUACGCAACCUUCGAAAACAUGGGGCGGUGGUCAUAUGGCAUUCAUUUGUUGUCCCAAGUAGAUGACGACACCUACCCGCCCCACACAGCCAGAGAUGCAGAACAGGUGAAUUCGGCGGGGGUGGUCCCCCGACAACUUCCCAAUACCUUAUCAGCGUCCCCUUCGAGCUCCAGUGACGAAUGGGGAGACUCUACUCUACCAUACCGAAGAGUGGUCACACCCCCGACAUCAAGCAAAUGGCAUUCCCGCAUGCGCCGGGCAAAACACGCCCUUUGGACCUCCCUUUCAAAGAUCAACAAGUUCAUGACAGUUCCCAUGUAUGCCGCGCUGUCCGCUUUCAUUGUCGCGCUCAUCCCACCCCUGCAGUAUGUGCUGAAAGAGGAAGUUCCACCCGUGAGGGGAUUUUUGACCAGUACCGGUGCAUGUACGAUCCCUAUCACGUUGCUGACACUUGGUGCAUACUUCCACGAUGAGCCACCCUUAAAGAAAUUGCCAUCUUCUGGCGAGCUGUCGACCUCUCCUACGUUGACAUGUGAUGAUCGAGUUGCAGAUGGACCUCGAAUAUUCCAGAGCCAUACAGAAUCAAGCGACCGCUCGUGGCUUCACUCACAGGAAGAUGAAUAUCUCGAAGGAGGACACGAAUCUUUGUCACAGGUUGGGUGGGGGCCCGCCAUUGCUACUAGGUCCGCAGGGUUGUGGAAGAAUGCCUUGGGACAAAGGUUCGGGGGCAUCGGGAGGGAAACGCUAGGGAGAGAGAGACAGCCCGGCGAGUCAACUUCAGUCAUCGUGUCAUGCUUGGCACGGAUGGUCAUAACACCUUCGAUCCUUCUGCCUGCGAUGGCUGCAUUGUCAAGCUACAAUGCGCACGCUUUGUUCGAAGACCCUGUCUUCGUGUUGUCGAUCAUAUUGAUAACGUCCUCACCACCUGCUCUAGCGCUUGUUCAAAUGAUACAGGUGGCAUCGGGGGAGGCAUUCGAAAUUCUUCUCAGGCAAACAUUCUUUUGGGCAUAUUGCGUGCUUACCCCGCCUCUUACUUUGUUUUAUACCAAUUUAGAUUUGUCUCCUUCCGCUCAAAUCUAG
Messenger RNA from Cantharellus anzutake, 1249 nucleotides. RefSeq lists its product as uncharacterized. Gene Ontology annotation, cellular component: endoplasmic reticulum. The coding region runs from base 38 to 1249 and encodes 403 amino acids. The transcript is spliced from 4 exons. Lineage: Eukaryota; Fungi; Basidiomycota; Agaricomycetes; Cantharellales; Hydnaceae. The record is from RefSeq and is a predicted model, not a curated record.